UCCCGGUUUCUCUGAGAGGCUUAAGAAAUACGCCAGCAGGCUAGUAGAGCCUUCAAGUUUAUCUCAGUUGAGCCCCAAGCCCCACUGCCUGGUGGGUUCGAGCUAACAGGGAAAUGAGCCGCGGCUUCUCUGGUCCCUCCAGGUCAGGAACAGUGCGUGCAGAGGAAAGCAGAGUCUUCAGAGGGUCGAAGGGCUCCCCACAGCUCCUCGGAUGGCUGGUUUCGCUUUUGCAAACAUUUGUUUACAUGCUCCGAGAGAAGAACAAAGACGUGUCCGUCUGUCACAGGAAGCUGUUCAAGACAUCCUCAGGAUGGAUAAUUACACGCCAACACCAGCGGACUACGAUGUUCUCAUUGAGGGUGAUCUGAAGAGCGACAUAGAACAGUGUGACAGAUACGACGCCAGGGUUCUGUCCGCUCAGCUGGUGCCGCAGCUCUUCCCCGUGCUGUUCCUGGUGGGUCUCCUGGACAAUAUCAUGGUAGUGCUUAUCCUGGGGAAGUAUAAAGGACUCAAACAUGUGGAAAAUAUCUAUUUUCUGAACUUGGCAGUUUCUAAUUUGGUUUUCUUGCUUAUCCUGCCGUUCUGGGCUCACAGUGCUUCACGUGGAGGGGUUCUCGGGGAGCCCCUGUGUAAAACUCUUGUUGGAUUCUACUCCAUCGGUUUAUACUGUGAGGCCAUUUUCAUCUUCCUUCUGACAACGCACGUCCUCUCCCAGGAGUGCCGCUUUCUCCCAGCACUCAGGACGGCACGCUGCGCCCUGGCUGCGAGUGCGCUGGUGUGGACGCUGGUCACUGUGGUCACUUUGACCGAACUCACACUUCACAAGUCUCAGGUGGAAGGCCAGAAGAACGAGUGCACGUUUAACAGACCUCAUCUUCUGCCCACUGACGGGACAUUCUGGAAUUAUUUUCUGACCUUAAAGAUGAACAUUUUGGGACUGCUUUUUCCACUGUUUGUCCUUGUAUUUUUCUCCGUGCUAAUGAGGAAGGCACUAAGGCCCAGGGAAAGGAGCUAUGACCUUGUCAAGCUUAUUUUUGCCAUAAUGGUUGCCUUCCUUCUGAUGUGGGCACCCUAUAACAUUGCCCUUUUCCUAUCUACUUUCAAAGAAUACUUCUCCCUGCAUGACUGCAAAAGCAGCUACAACCUGGACAGAGGUGUUCAGAUAACAAAAAUCAUCGCUACCGCCCACUGCUGCGUCAGCCCCUUCUUCUACGUGUUUCUUGAUAAGACAUUUAGGAAACACCUCUGCCACCUUUUCCAUCUGUGUAAAAAUGCAGUUCUGCAACCCUGCAAGGAAUCUGGACAAGACAUAAGGGAACAGCAUGACCAGUCCACUAGGGUAUAAACAAGCUUCCUUCCAAGGCAGGAUAAAUAAAUAGUAAUUUGUUUCAUUGCAUUGUCUUGUGCAGUUUUUUGCACAUUUGUAUAUGAGAUAAGAUACAGGAACAAAAGGGGGAAUGAACAAACAUUUACAGAGCAUUGACUUUGUCUCUGGCCCCUUGCUAGGUUCUCUCCUCAUUGCUUAGUCUCAUUUCUCUGAGCAGGAAACUAAGGCUCAGAAUCUGUCUCAGAAAUCUGUCUGAGACCAGACAGUUAGCAAGUGGCAGGACCAGGAUGCAAACCCAGGUGUUGUCCAUUCCAGGGCCUAAACUUGCUACAGCAGGCCAAACUGCCAAAAAUUGGGCGACAAAUCACAUGAAAUAGUCAGUUUUAAAAUCAAUUUGACUGCAUUCCAAAUUAGAAACAACCUACUCAUUUAGAAGUAAUUUUUCAGGCACAUUUUCUUGCACAUAAUCAGAACUGGACAGCAGGAGGCUAUGGAAAAAAAGAAGUGAGGUGGCUCAUUCUGUUCUCUGGGUUACUCGUCCUACCUCCAAGGCCCCCAAGCCCCUGAGCCCCUAAAGGUUCCAGUAUUUCCUCCUACUUUAUCAUGAAGACCAUGGAAUUUUAGGAAAUUUAACAAUAAUAAAUGUAAA
Messenger RNA from Choloepus didactylus (southern two-toed sloth), 1976 nucleotides. It is a transcript of the gene CCRL2, whose product is annotated as C-C motif chemokine receptor like 2. Gene Ontology annotation, molecular function: chemokine receptor activity. The coding region runs from base 212 to 1345 and encodes 377 amino acids. NCBI's taxonomy places the organism in Eukaryota, Metazoa, Chordata, Mammalia, Pilosa, Megalonychidae. Gene Ontology annotation, biological process: inflammatory response; chemotaxis; G protein-coupled receptor signaling pathway. Gene Ontology annotation, cellular component: cytoplasm; membrane. The record is from RefSeq and is a predicted model, not a curated record. The transcript has 3 exons.